UGUGCACGUUACGAACGAGAAGCGUCGGUCGCGAAAAUAUUAAUUGCUUUUUUUUCCAAACUCUCUAUCUCUCUCGAUCUAUCUAUCAAUCUAACUAAGUAAUUAAGCGACAUGGUUGUUUCCGUCAAGGUGUUUAAGAAGGCCACGCCAAACGGCAAGGUAACCUUCUAUUUGGGACGUCGUGAUUUCAUUGAUCACUUGGAUUAUUGUGAUCCUGUUGAUGGUGUUAUCGUUGUGGAGCCGGAAUAUUUGAAAAAUCGUAAAGUAUUUGGCCAAUUGGCCACCACCUAUCGCUAUGGACGGGAAGAGGAUGAGGUUAUGGGUGUUAAAUUCUCAAAGGAAUUGAUACUAUCACGUGAGCAAAUUGUACCCAUGACCAAUCCGAAUAUGGAAAUGACUCCAAUGCAAGAGAAACUUGUACGCAAAUUGGGUAGCCAUGCCCAUCCAUUCACUUUCCAUUUCCCACCCAAUUCCCCCAGCUCGGUGACAUUGCAGCAGGAGGGUGAUGAUAUGGGCAAGCCCUUGGGUGUGGAAUACACCAUUCGUGCCUUCGUUGCCGAUUCGGAGGAUGAUCGUCAGCAUAAGAGGAGCAUGGUCAGCUUGGUAAUCAAGAAACUGCAAUAUGCUCCAUUGAAUCGUGGACAACGUUUGCCCAGCUCGCUGGUCAGCAAAGGUUUCACCUUCUCCAAUGGCAAAAUCAGCCUGGAGGUAACAUUGGAUCGUGAGAUUUACUAUCAUGGCGAGAAAGUGGCUGCCACAGUGCAAGUAUCGAACAAUUCCAAGAAAUCGGUGAAGAGCAUCAAAUGCUUCAUUGUCCAGCAUACCGAGAUCACAAUGGUGAAUGCUCAGUUCAGCAAGCAUGUGGCUCAAUUGGAGACCAAAGAGGGUUGCCCCAUUACACCAGGAGCAAAUCUAACCAAGACCUUUUAUCUAAUUCCCCUGGCAGCCAAUAACAAGGAUCGUCAUGGCAUUGCUCUGGAUGGCCAUUUGAAGGAUGAGGAUGUCAAUUUGGCUUCCUCAACCAUGGUCCAAGAGGGCAAAUCGACUGGCGAUGCUUGCGGUAUUGUCAUUUCGUAUUCGGUGCGCAUUAAAUUGAACUGCGGCACUCUGGGCGGUGAAAUGCAAACGGAUGUGCCAUUCAAGCUCUUGCAACCGGCACCUGGCACCAUUGAGAAGAAACGUUCGAAUGCCAUGAAGAAGAUGAAGUCAAUUGAGCAGCAUCGCAACGUCAAAGGCUAUUAUCAGGAUGAUGAUGACAAUAUUGUAUUCGAGGACUUUGCCAAGAUGCGCAUGAACAAUGUCAAUAUGGAUGAUUAGAAUCAAGAAAAAAAAAAAAGUUGACCAAAGGAAAAUGAAAUGGCUUGGAAUGAUAUAAACGGGAUGAAUUGUUGUGAAAAAAAAACGCAUCGAAAGCACUGAAAACUUUGUUGCAGCAGUCUCUCUUUCUUACACACACUUUGGAGGCCAACAUCUUUGUAUUAUAUAAAAUAUAUAUAUAUAUAUAUAUAUAUCGUAUAUCGUAAUCGUAAUAAUGCUCUCUAUACAACAAACAAAAAAAAUAACUCAAACUUUAGUGGAUCUGGAGUUUAUCUAUAUGUUUUAUGUGUAUGUUGAAACCAUGUUGAAAACGCAGAUCUCGUGUCUGAAAACUUCUAUAUUAUAAAUGUGUUAUGACUAUCUGAAACUUA
Messenger RNA from Drosophila willistoni, 1688 nucleotides. It is a transcript of the gene Arr2, whose product is annotated as phosrestin-1. Gene Ontology annotation, biological process: G protein-coupled receptor internalization; signal transduction. NCBI's taxonomy places the organism in Eukaryota, Metazoa, Arthropoda, Insecta, Diptera, Drosophilidae. Gene Ontology annotation, molecular function: G protein-coupled receptor binding. Gene Ontology annotation, cellular component: cytoplasm. The record is from RefSeq and is a predicted model, not a curated record. The transcript has 3 exons. Bases 112 to 1317 code for a protein of 401 amino acids.